GAGGUUGCAAUUGACCCUUAAAACUGAACCUGUACAGGACUCAAGGUGCUUUUGUUGAAUGUGACCUUAACCACUUAUUCUGUGGCUCUAUUCACUUGAUGACUAUAUUUCCAAGUUGAAUUUCGUUGUAUUUUAAAUGAGUGAAGAAUAGUGGAAAGAAUUUUUGGUUGUUUACGAACUACUUAAACGCUUGUGAAAUGGAUCUCUUCAAGGAUUUGAUGAAUGUAAACAAACCGCUUCAAAAAAUUUGUGUACCAACUGGGCAGGUGGACGGAAAUAUUGUAAUUGAAGAUGAGAGCUUUUCCAGUGACGAUGAGGAGUAUAUGCAUUUGGAAAAGAAUAAAUCAAAUACCUACGCAAAAGAGUACCUCGACAAGGAACUGAUGUUGUAUGCUAAAUUACGUAGCAAGAAGGAGAGUGAUCUCAUGUCCAACGUGGAGGUAGUUGAGGACUUGCUAUCUUCAAUGGGUAGAGUGGAGGUUCAUCAACUAGAAGAAGAAGAAAUCAAAGAAGUCUACAGGAAAUAUCGAUUCGAUAAGCAGUCCGAGUAUUUGAACAUUGACGACUAUCGUUCAGAGAUUUUAAGUUUAUUGGCUGUGAAUCCAGUUGUAAUAGUGCAAGGUCCAACGGGUUGUGGUAAAACUACCAGAGUACCGCAGUUUAUUCUAGACGAGUGCAGAAUGCAAGACAAACCGUGUAAAAUAGUUGUGACUCAGCCACGUCGAAUAGCUGCCAUAAGUGUUGCUAAACGUGUGUGUGAGGAACGAGCAUGGCCAUUAGGGGAAGUUUGCGGUUACCAGGUGGGAUUGGAGAAACAGACUGGUUUCAAUACUCUACUUACGUACGUAACAACAGGAGUGUUGUUACAAAAAUUGGUUAAAGAAAAAAAUCUCAACGAUUACACACACAUUAUAAUAGACGAAGUGCACGAGAGGAAUCAGGAUAUGGAUUUUCUAUUACUACUGGUACGGCGCUUUCUCAACACUAAUUCGUACAACACAAAGGUUUUGUUAAUGUCUGCUACCUUAGAUACUGAUGAAUUUGCAGAUUACUUUAUGAACGCCCAUGAUACUCAAAUGCUCCCACCUCCUGUUCUAAACAUAAACAAGCCCAGUAGAUACAGCGUGCAAAAGUUUUACAUAGAUCAACUUCAAAAAUCGGCGCCCGCUUUCAACAUAAGUGAACCAAAAAUAGACCCCUCAUUGUAUACUUUAUUUACUGGUCUUGUACGCACAUUUGAUAAAUUGGAUCAAAUCGAUCCCAUUACGAAAGAAACAAAAAUCGGACAUGUUUUGGUAUUCUUGCCAGGGAUUUUGGAAAUAGAAGAAGCUCACGAUUCUUUAAUGAAUUCAUCUCAGAAAGUUGGCGAAGAUAAACAGACGCCAACUGUAGGCUGGUUGAUUCAUCCACUUCAUUCGAGCAUUACCACAGAAGAACAAAGAAAGGUUUUCUUCCCACCACCAUCGGGAGUCAGAAAAAUUAUAUUAUCUACGAAUAUUGCCGAAAGUUCUAUUACAGUACCCGAUAUUACAUACGUUAUCGAUUUUUGUUUAACUAAAACUAUGGUCUUGGAUCCCGAUACACAGUAUCAAAGUUUGCAACUGCAAUGGGCGUCACAUGUUAACUGUACUCAACGCGCUGGUAGAGUUGGACGAGUAAGCGAUGGUCGUGUCUACCGUUUUGUUCCGACACAAUUUUUUGAUUUGUAUCUUCCGAAAUCGGUAGAACCGGAAAUAUUGAGGGCGCCCUUGAAUCAUGUCGUUCUGGCAUCUAAGUUGUUGGAUAUAAAAGAACCGCCUAAGGCUAUUUUAGCUCUUGCUAUGAAUCCACCUGCCUUAGAUAGUAUUGAUAGUACCGUCUUGUACUUAAAAGAGAUUGGUGCGUUGACUGUGUGUCAAGAUGGCAAAAAAGUGAUGAAUGAUGGCGAUCUAACUUUCAUGGGUGAAGUGAUCGCUAUGUUACCUUUAGAUGUCCAUUUAUCCAAAUUUAUAUUUCUUGGACAUAUUUUUAGCUGUCUCGAAGCUGCGAUUAUUAUGGCAACUGGAUGUUCUAUAAGCAUAUUUAAAACUCCAUUCAAAGAACGUCUUAAAGCAUACACAAAUCGUUUACAAUGGGCAGACGGCUCUGCGAGUGAUAUCGUCGCUUACCUGCAUCUGUAUAAUGUGUGGCAAAGAAGGAAGCGACUACAUCCCAAUCCAAAAGCAGAGAAAUUGUGGUGUGAAAAAAAUUUUGUAGCUCAAAGGGCUUUGAAUGAAUGGCACAUUCUUGUGAAAGAAAUACAAUCACGGUUAGCUAGAAUGAAUAUCCAGCCCGAAGAAGGACCUGGGAAUGUUGUCCAUUCUGAAACUGAAUUGCCAAUUUUAAUUAAGGUUGUAAUGUGCGGAGCUUUUUACCCAAAUUAUUUCAAACGAUCCGUGGAUGCUGGUCAAAUUGAUGAACGUGAAGCUGUCAAAACCAUAGGGGGGCGUGAUCCAUUCAAGACCAUCUACUUUACAGGUUUCGACCACAAGCAACCUGGUCCACUUUAUGCAAAUUCGAUUAAAGCUAUCCUAAAAGAUUGCGCUACUGACAUGCAUGUUAGCUUUGAUAACAGCAGUAAGGUGUAUGUGGAAUUUAUGACGCCCAAACAAUUUGAGACUGUUAUGAUUGAUGGCCAAAGGUUUGUAACGACAAUGCCAGGAAAGAUUCGAACCGAGGUAUAUCGUGCAGUACGGCAGAGACAGUUGCAGUUGACUCACAGAAUCGCUGUAAUGAGCAGUUCUGAUAAAGCCUGGGCUAUUGCAAAAUCUGUCGGGAUUCAACCACUUGGGUCGACUAGGCGAUCUUUACCUUCGUUGGAACGAGUAAGCAGCAUUUUAGAGGAUGAUUCCGUAGUACAAUUUUCUCCAAUUGUCCCAACAUUAGACAUGACUUUUUUAAUUCUAAGAAUAUCCCAUAGAGUUGAUGCUGGACAUUUUUGGGCUCAUUUGUGUAGCAACGGUUCAACGCUAAGCCCCUUAUUGCCGGCCAUUUACGAGGAACUUAAUAAAGAGACAGUCCAAUUGCAACCGCUGGGAAAGACAAUGCCUGUGAUAGACACGGUUUAUGCUGCAAAAUUUUCCGACGACGAUCAGUUUUAUCGUUGCAAAGUUAUCUCAUUAAAUUCCUUUGGUAAAAAGCAAGCAUCUCUAGCACAGGUUUUGUAUAUUGACUUUGGAAAUACUGAGUUUGUGGAUACAGCUAAUUUGUUUUACUUGCCCGACACACCGUUAAUGUCAUGUCCCGCUCAGGCUGUUGAAUGCCACUUAAGCGAAAUUCAACCGUCUAUGGUCUUGAAUCCGAGAGCUUUGUGGUCGGAGGAAGCAGUUAGGAAAUUUGACAUGCGUACUGCAGACAAAAUGUUAGCCGCCAAGAUUUAUUCUGUUGUUAAUGAAGUUGUACAUUUGGAGCUUUAUGCUACCAACGUUACGUCAAUGAGCGAUUUUACACGUUCAGAAAACUAUUGGCUCAUUAAUGAAGGGUACGCUGAACCUGCAGAAGAAAGCUUUCUAUCUAAAGAAAACCAUAAUAAAAGGUUACUUUGCGCGGAGCAUCCUGAACAUUUUGCUUCGUUGCCCGAAGAAGUAUGUCAGCCGCAAAACUCAGUAAACUACCAUUUACCAAGCAAUUCCUGCAGUAGUAGUUUGACUUUGAAAGGACCGUACAGUCCAUUGGAGAUGCAAAUCUUCAGUGUGACGGCUAGCGGCAUGAAUAAAACUAUAACGAUUGAAGGAAGUUCUGUUAAUGCUGUACUGUUAGACACAGAUCCACAAGACCCUCACGAAAGGUUGAUAGUUGCCGCCCAUAUUGGACAGAAUCCUUCCGGUACAAUGCUAAAUUUACGACAUACUACAGUAAUGCCAAACAUCCACGGAUUUCCUAUGUUAAUGAGUCUGUUGUUCUGCCCUUCAAUGGAACCGAAACCUACCGCGGAUGGAACUCAAAUUGGUGCAAUACUGUGUGGAGUGGGUGGUUAUGACAAUACGCAUCGAUCCAUGUUUCCUCCCCAUGAUAUUUGUUUAACUUUAGACACAGAAUUAACAGAGUCUGAUUUGAAUGAAAUUAACCAAUUGAGGCAGUGGAUGAAUCACGCCGUUAAGGUUAUGGAGUUUUGUUGUAGAGGAAUUCCAUCUUCUUCUUCAAUGGCUCUUUGUCAAAGAGAAAUUAAAGAGCAGCUGCUCAAAAUUUUGAAAAUGAAACGUAAAAAUAUUGAACGUGUGUAUGUAAGACAUUCAUCUGUAUGGGGACAAACUUUGUAUGAUUCGGCCAUCUUACGAGCAAAUACACAGAACAAUUCCUCGCAAAUUUGGCCACUACACUGGAGCGUUAAACUAAACCCAAAUAAGGAAGAAGCAGCCUUAGAUAAUAAUAUUAGGGAAAUGGAAGAAGUUGCAUUGGGAAUGAGAACAGUCAAUGAAAUGAAUUGUAUGAAAUGCAAUUUCUUUUGUACUUCAGUUGGAGAAAUGAGGAUUCACCUUUCGUCAUCAGCACACAAAGAUGCUGGGAUGAAAUAUGAACAACGGCCUCGCAUGUGAUUUUAUUUGUAUUCGUGUUUAUUGUUAAGAGUUACCUCUUUUUUUUAUCAUUUGAAUAUUUCUUAAUGUGCUUUUGUUACUUUUAUAGUAAUUAGUUAUGACAAAACAAUUUAGAUGGCAAUAAAUUUCUGUUUCGAUCGAAACUGGCAUAUAAAUGA
Photinus pyralis (common eastern firefly) is the source of this 4711-nucleotide messenger RNA. RefSeq names its product probable ATP-dependent RNA helicase spindle-E. The transcript has 24 exons. The record is from RefSeq and is a predicted model, not a curated record. NCBI's taxonomy places the organism in Eukaryota, Metazoa, Arthropoda, Insecta, Coleoptera, Lampyridae. Gene Ontology annotation, cellular component: intracellular anatomical structure. Gene Ontology annotation, molecular function: RNA binding; ATP binding. Bases 198 to 4553 code for a protein of 1451 amino acids.